GGAAGAACUGAAGAGAAAACAAACUAUGAAAGUAUUGGUUAUUGGCCUUGGAGGUGUAACAAAUGGGGGGAAAACAACGCUGGCAGAAAAGCUUAAGAAAAUGCUUCCCAACUGUGAUAUAAUCUCUCAAGAUGACUUCUUUAAGCCAGAGUCUGAAGUAGAAACAGAUGAACGUGGAUUUAAGCUAUAUGAUGUACUUGAUGCCCUCUAUAUGGAUGAAAUGGUGAAAAGUAUUCGCAAUUGGAUUAAAAGCCCGGCAAGCUCAGGCGUUGUGACAGAAGAGCUGCAGAAUACAUGUGAUAAUCUGAAAAAUACAGAUGAUGUUUAUAUUUUGAUUGUUGAAGGCUUUCUGCUGUACAAUUAUGAGCCGCUUAAUGAACUAUGGAAUAGAAGAUACUUUCUGACCCUUCCUUAUGAAGAGUGCAAAAGGAGAAGGAGCACCAGAGUCUACCAGCCAGCAGAUACACCGGGGUACUUCGAUGGACACGUGUGGCCUAUGUAUCUGAAAUAUAAAAAUGAAUUGGAAGAGAAUGCAAUUAACGUUGUUUAUUUGGAUGGAACAAAAUCCCAAGAAGAGCUUUUACCCUGUGUGUACAGUGAUAUAAUACAGGAAUUAAAAAAGCUGGGGGAAAGAAAUCAGCAGGUCACAGCAUGAUAAUGUAGAAAGCCUGGGUUCCAUUUGUUACGAAUUGAAAACCCCAAGACUGUCAUACUUGGCAAGCCAACCAGCUGAGCAGAUGUUACGUGUACGUCCGUAAUACUAGUUCGUACAACACAAGUGGAUUUGUAGCGACUAUUAACUCUGUAAGCCUCAUAUAUUGUUGAGUAGUAUCAACAAUGUGUUGCUCUUUAGAAUUUCUUCAAUCAGUCAUGGUUUGGCUGAUCUGUAAAUCUGAUUGAAUGCGUACAUUUUAAAGAAUAUAAACCUAUUUUUGUGUACAAAACUAAACUAUAAAGAUGCAGUUCUGUUGGAUUAAUAAGCAUAUUUGAAUAUGGAUGAAUGCAAUUUGAAAUGUUCCUAUAGGAAUGACAGUGAUUACCUCUAUUUUUAUGAGCUUCUAAUCACUGGUAAACAUAGCUAGUUCCUCUAGCUAACCAUCUGCUGUGGCAAUAGUAAGUUUAAGAUUAUAUAAGCUGUUACACUGCUUAGUCAGUAACUGAAGCUGUUACUGAACACUUCAUAACUGAACUUACUUAGACUUGCUAAAUACCUCUGUGGUGUUUGUCAAGUGAUUUGUAUGUUGUGUAUUGUUUGGAGCAGUUGGGAAUGAAUAUUUAAAAAAACCCAAACAAACCUGAAGAGAAGUCAGAUUGUUGGAAAAAUAUGGGGGAAUAAGAUGUCGGAGAGAAUGCAGAUGCAUUGCUAACAAGAUUAAGUACAUGUGUUGUGCAAAGAUCGAUUAUCGGGAUAGCAUAGGCUACUAGACAAUAAAAGCAUGCUUCCGGGAGGAGGAAGGAAGAAAUAAUUCUUGUUAAUUUUCAUAGCUCAGGUUGAGAUUAUACUAAUUAAAGAGUUCAGAAAGCAGGUAUGCUAAAUCUAUGUUAAAACUUUGUUACAGGAUUUCUGUGUAUAUAUAUUUAGAUAAACUAGGAAACUGGGAAGUUGAAUUGUCUUUGGUUGCUGAAUAAGUAAUGUAUUAACUCUUACAUCUUCUACACAGUCUCUUACAUUUUUAUCAGCCAGAAUAAAAAUCAAACUACAGACAUGAAAAGCAAAGGAUGGACUAUAUUACUUACUAUGUGUGAGCUGAACUGAUCAUGGUGAUUGAAAUUUAAUGCUUUACUGUUAACAGUGUUAAGAGUCCUAAACCUGUAUAUAAGAAAUGGGUCUUAAACAGAUUAGAGACGUGUAAAGCUGUGUUUAAGACAAAGUAAUUCCAAGUACUAUUUUGUAUUAUUAUUUUGCAGUAAAAAUACUGCAAGUUGCAUUUGCUCAAAUGCAGUGAUGGACUGUCU
This is a messenger RNA of Aptenodytes forsteri (emperor penguin), 1956 nucleotides long. It is a transcript of the gene NMRK1, whose product is annotated as nicotinamide riboside kinase 1. Gene Ontology annotation, cellular component: cytoplasm. NCBI's taxonomy places the organism in Eukaryota, Metazoa, Chordata, Aves, Sphenisciformes, Spheniscidae. The record is from RefSeq and is a predicted model, not a curated record. The transcript has 8 exons. The coding region runs from base 26 to 655 and encodes 209 amino acids.